Molecule: messenger RNA, 1485 nt
Organism: Paramecium sonneborni
Lineage: Eukaryota; Ciliophora; Oligohymenophorea; Peniculida; Parameciidae
Source: the annotation of a GenBank genome assembly
AUGAGAUAAAGAUAAACAUAUUAACCGAAUUAUCUUCAGAUCUCCCAACAAGAAAAAACUAAAAGAAAUGCACACUCUUAUGGAAAGGAAUUAAAAACACCUGAUUCUAUUAAACCUUUAAGUGCUUUAAUGAAUUUGAGACUAUUCCUAUAUAAAACCAAACAAAAAUUAGAAUAUAAAUAGGCGAGCCAAUUUACAAGGCACGAUCCUUUAGUAAAAGAAUAGCCUUCUUUUUUAUAUAAUAAAUUACAAAUAGAAUAGGAUAAUCAAAUAAAAUUUUAAGCUUUUUUAGAUGGUGAUUUGUAAGCUGAUGAAUAUUUGACUCUAUAAAAUUAUAAGAGAUUAUAUAAAAUAACUAAGAAUGAUAAUGGAUCAUUUGAUAACUCUAAUGAUGAUGUACCUUAUUUAACUUAAAGGGAAAGUGCUUUAAAAAAGUUAAAAGAGAGAAUCAUUCAUAGGCAUAAUAUGAAUAAAAGAAAAAGAGGUUCGGAAAUAAGUAGCUAAAUGGAUACUUCCAAAUGUGAUACUCCUAGUUUAUAAUUAGCCAAAUAACUAAAAAAAGUUAUAAUAAGAAAACACAUGAAUAAAAUAAAUGAAGAAUUAACAGCGUAUUAUUUAUUUAUUAUUUAGAGAAAAUACUCUAAGAAAUCUAAAAAUGGUUUAGAAUGCAGACUUUGCUGUUAAAUAACUUCAAGAAACAUUUGAACAAGAUAAAUCUAUUUAGAGUAGCAUUUAAAAAAAAAUAAAUUCAACUAAGCAUUUGAAAAUAAUUACAAGAAGAAAUAAAACAGAAAUAGGAUAGGAUAAUUAAGAUAGCAGAAUUUAGUUGAGCAAUGAAAUAGCUCAUAUGGCAAACAAAACAAUUUUUGAAUAACAAGAUAUAAAUAAAUAGAAAUAAUUAAAACCAAAGACUCUCAAAUUUUCAAACGCAAAAAUGAACUAAAUAUUUUUACAGAAAUCCUAAUAAUCAUUUCAAGAUUAAAGAAAAUGUGUAACUGAUAGAUCUCAAUAAUCCUAUAUUUAGAAAAAUAACUCUAAGUAGAAAUUGCAUUAUUAAGGGGAAGAAAAAUUAGAAGAAAGAGAUGAUUCCGCUGAAUCGAGCCUUUGUUCUUUAUUUGAAAAAAAGAUCAAUCAUUUAUAUAAUUAAAGUAUUCUAUUAAAAAAAAAUAUUUCAACUAAAGACAGCUUGAUCAAAAGAAUAAAACAUAUGCAAAGCUUUAAUUUAAUUGUAGGAGAAGCAGUUCAAACAAACAAUCAAAAAUUAUAUUAAAUUUGAAUUUAUAGUAUAUAUUUAUUCUAUUUGUGUAGUUGAAUUCACUUUUUUUUCAAUUAACCCAAAAAUGUUAAGAUUGAUUAGCAUUCUUUCACUAAAGAUCAUUUUCUUUGCUGAAAAAUUGUUGAGACAAGAAAUUUAAAAAGCCAUAUCCAGGAGAGUUAAUGUAUUAUUUUUACCAAGAUGGUAUUUAUAAUAAAAUAAUAAAUGGU